Messenger RNA from Ostrea edulis (European flat oyster), 797 nucleotides. RefSeq names its product cell death abnormality protein 1-like. Lineage: Eukaryota; Metazoa; Mollusca; Bivalvia; Ostreida; Ostreidae. The transcript has 5 exons. Bases 52 to 522 code for a protein of 156 amino acids. The record is from RefSeq and is a predicted model, not a curated record.
UCUAAAGUAUACACCAACAUUUGUUUACAGAUUCAUAACAGCUAGGGCAAUAUGAGAGCUGCUUUACAAUUUGUGUUACUGUGUACGUUUGUUAUAAAGGAAGCUUUUACCAGUGGAGAUCGAAUAUGCCCCAAGGAUGGGCAACCACGGGAAUGCUGCCCGGACUACUUUGAAGUCAACGGCACCUGUGUCGAAUGUCCUCUGGGGAGAUUUGGUAUAAACUGCUCAUUUACCUGCCCUUCAAAUUAUUACGGGCGACGCUGUACACAGCUGUGUAAUUGUAGUGACAACCAUACCUGUGAUUCGGCUAACGGAUGUGUGCCGAUAGUCAAAGGAGAUCGAGGACAGGGAGGAGACUUGGUUACUGGCGAUGAUGACGUGAAACCAGGCAUAUGGGCAACCCUUGUGAUUUUGUUGGCUUUAUGUGUGUCUGGAUCCAUCACUCUGGUCGUGAUUGUUAUAAAACGGAAACAUGCCGUCCACAAAAUCAAAACGGAAAACAUAGAGCCAGUCCAUCCGUAGGCCGUUCAAAACUUAAAUAAUCUAAAUGACAUCGAUGAAAAUGAUACAGAAUAUGCUGAGAUUGUUAGGGAUGUUACUAAAAUCGACCAAAACUACAAACCUUCCUCUGAACCUGUUUCCGAUGGCAACAUAUACAGUACAAAUGUAUCAGAAGUUCCAUAUGACAAACUUCAGUUUCAUCCCAAGUCUACCACCAUAUUAAAAGAUCAUGAACUAGAACACUACAGUUGGAUGCAAAAAGUAUCAUAAUUUGAAAAUACAGAUUUGAAUCUUUA